CCAGCUCCCCGUGUAGCGGCCGUGGGCGGUGUAUGUACAACCUGUGCAUCUGCCGCGCGCCCUAUCAGGGCACGUACUGUCAGGACUGCCCCACCUGCACUACGUCUUGCCGCCUACACAGGCGCUGUGCCCAGUGUUUGCGCCUGCCCAGAGAUGCUAUACAAGGCAGGCCGGACCAUUGUGAAAGCUGCGAAAACGACUCCCAAGUGCAGUACCUCCUGGUCUCUUCUGACGAAGACCGAGAGGGGGAGACCCGCUGUACCUUCCGUGGCCCGGACAGCUGCAUUUACCGUUACAGCUACCAGAACGGCGCGGACGGCAGUGUGACGGUGUACGUUCAGAUGCAAGCCAUCUGUCCCCAGCCUUGACCGAGCAGACGUAUGAUGACGACCUUGGUAUUUGGAAAUACAAUCGGCAUAGGAUGCGAUAGGCAAUCAGGCGCAUACCAACAAUGAUCCAAUCAGAAAUCUAGAUGAUUCAACGUUGUAGUAAAAAGAAACCAAUCAGGAAUCUUGAUUCCAAUGUGUACCAAAAAAGUAACCAAUCAAAAAUCUAGAUUCAAUGUUGUAUCAGAAAGUAACCAAUCAGAAGUCUCGAUUCAACAUUGUUCUAAAAAGUAGCCAUUCAGAAAUCUAAUUAUGAUCAGACCUAUAUAAAUAACAUUGUUUACUCGUUUCCCUUUGCCAGAAUAUUAUUACGUCACGGCUGAUUGGUUGCCAGCUGCCCUGAACUCACCUUAACAUAUUAUGUACGGUGCAGGCAUCGCUAAGCCACAGUCCUGGCCUAUAUACGGCCAGGCUCACUACUAGUUUAUAAAAUGUACUAUAAUAAUAUCUGUCACGACGCGGUGGAAUCAAGCGCUCAUCAAUUUUUAGGCAUAUAAAGUUAUUGGUACCAUCUUACAUCUUGCUUGUUUUUCAUGAAAAAAUACCCAUUCCUCUUGAAUAGAAGUCGAAAUAUUUGUGAUUGAAAAAUGUAGGGGUCGCCUGGCGUCAAAGGUAAAAUUAGUGAGAAAAAGGUCACUAAAGUUCGGUAACUUUCACGGUUUGAAUGUCCUUGGAAACUGCAAAGUUCCAUAUUUUGUAUAUGAGGAAUGUGUUUCAGAAAAAAAAUCCACAAAGAUGUGUAUUUUAAAAUGGACGAAAAGGGUUUUGAUCCACAAUGAAAAAGAAAAGCAACCCCCCAAAAAAAACAACAACAACAACAACAACAAAAAA
Molecule: messenger RNA, 1217 nt
Organism: Aplysia californica (California sea hare)
Lineage: Eukaryota; Metazoa; Mollusca; Gastropoda; Aplysiida; Aplysiidae
Product: integrin beta-3-like
Exons: 2
Coding region: 33-368 (111 amino acids)
Biological process (GO): cell-matrix adhesion; cell adhesion mediated by integrin; cell migration
Cellular component (GO): integrin complex; focal adhesion; cell surface
Molecular function (GO): integrin binding
Source: RefSeq, a predicted model, not a curated record